AACAUCGAAACAACCAAGACGUUCAUCUAAGAUGAGGAAGACAAAGGGAAAGAUCUAUCUAUUUCUGGUAUUUGGGCUGAUACUCCAUCAGCAUCUAGUCUCAGGAAUAAUACCAGGACUGAUGAUCGUGUAUGACGUAUUCGAUAAACUUAAUAAUAUCCACGACGUCCACGCGAAAUUCUCAACACCUUCAUCAGCUGAUCUCAUGAAUGCCACCGAGCAGUUGUCCGCAAAGAUUGAUAAAUUGGUGCCUGAAAUAACAGCCCAUAUUGACAAAGCUGUUGACACUCUGCUGACACGUCUGCCACUUCUCGGUGAACUCUCCGGUGAUAUAAGAACAUUGAACAAUCACGUUGGAAAAAUUGAUAGAUUCUAUUACGAAAUGAAACUGUACCUCCAAAAACCCGAUUGGUACAGCGAAAAGGAUUUGCGCGAGUUGCUGAAGAUCUUCACGUCUCGGGAUAGUGGACAAAUUCUUGAUGUCAUUGGGGAGAUGAGAUCUCUGAUUGUGCCGGACAAAUUGUCAGCAUUGAAAAAAAACGUCUUUCAACUUCUCGCUGAAGAGACACAAGGAUGGGGUCUUAGUGUCUGCGACACGUACGCCCCACCUCAGCAGCGCUUGCUCGACCUGUACGAAACGGUUGUUGAUUCAGAGAUACGAGCUUUCCUGAUGGCUUGCUUUGGUUACAAAAUGGAAGAUUACUUGAACAAUGACAAUUCGACCGGUCGUUUGGAGAGAACUAAAUUCGGAUUUGAGACGAGGAUCGCGGAAUACGAGAAAGUUGUUAGAAAUGCUAUGAAGAUUGUCCCCAGAGAGUUCAGACGGUGCGAUCCAGACACUGGCUAUGAAAAAAAUGUCAAUUACUACCGAUUGGAUCAAUUUAGAUACGAUGCUCCCUUAUAUGCCGUGACUCUACGAUCCUUUGAAUCAGAUAUAAAUAACAACAUGGUUGUCACCGGACUUGCAUUCGUAGUAAAAAAUAAUGUCCUGACAUUUCGAAUGGAAACAGCGAAGCUCAAUAUAUCUGGCAACCUGGACGAUAGCACGGCAUUUUGGCAAGAGCCAGAAGACAUCGCCUGGAACUCCGAGAAAUCGACUUUCAUCCUUAAUGAUGAAUUGGGCCCCAUUGAAAUGAGAAACGACAUAGACAUCGCUUAUAUCGCCGGAAGUAACAAGAGGAUAUAUCUGGAUAAUCCCGUUGCACCAGCGGGUUCUGUGGUCACUGGUGUACGAUUUGGAAGACUGUACAGAGAUCACUUGAAACCCCUGCAGCUACAGAUUCGAGUAACGCCUAUUGAUUAUGACAGGGGCAUUGUCUCUGGUGAUUCCAAGUGGAUAUCAGAGCAGCCACUCAGAAGAACUGCUUUUAAGGAAGACAGCAAACUACCGGCUAAUGAAAUGCGAACAUCAAUAGACGGAGGACCCGACGGUUUUGUUGAUUUCGAUUGGAGCACAGGGCCCCUAAUACCUUUUUUCGAUGGACUUCCAGUAACCUCUGAACCCCGCACACCCCUAGGAGGCAUUGGAUUGUACCGCAAAAAAGCUAAAGAUUAUACUGGAUUCCUCACCUUUAUCUUCACGGGUUUCGAUAAGUCUGCGUACAAAAUCGAUAACAGCGGAAUCCAAUAUUAAAUUAUUCUGCAUUAUUGUACAACAAUACUUCAUCAUUAUCCAAUUGAUUAUCUGACGUAUCUAAGGUAUUGUACCAAAAACUUGUAAAAAUCAUUUGAAAAUAAAAAUUCAAUUUAUUUUUACGUCAACAAA
Fopius arisanus is the source of this 1765-nucleotide messenger RNA. RefSeq lists its product as uncharacterized. The transcript has 7 exons. Lineage: Eukaryota; Metazoa; Arthropoda; Insecta; Hymenoptera; Braconidae. The coding region runs from base 32 to 1633 and encodes 533 amino acids. The record is from RefSeq and is a predicted model, not a curated record.